UGUAGCAGCUGUGACAGAAAAUGGCUGGCAUUGAGCGUGGCUCUAAUAUGUUUUUGCCUCUGUUUUAAUCUGCUCCCGUUCACGAUAUGCACCGUUGCAUGUAGCAGAUAAACACGAUGUUCAAGAAGGCGAAACGAGCAAACUUUCGGCGGAGGAACGAGUCGGACGAGGAUGAGCCGGAGGAGGGGGCGCCGCAGCAGCCGCUGCCGCUCACCUCGUUCGGGCCUGUGAUGGAAAUCCCGUUCAUGGAGACCUCCGCUAGCAGCAUUAGCUCCGAGAACUAUCCGAGCAACGGCUUCUUGUCCAGCCUGAGCAGCAUCAGGCCCAUCAAGAAAGAGAAGAAGAGCAAGGACGUUCCGAUUAUACCAGGACCCACUAAAGCCAGUCUGCUGAGUUUUGACGAUGACGAAGAAGGGUCCGAGGUGUUCAGAGUGAAGAAAUCCAACCACAGCAAGAAGAUUGUCAAACAGCUGAAGAAAGAAUACAAGGAGGAUCUGGAGAAGUGUGGAUAUAGCAAACAAGAGAUCAAAUCAGAUGGCCCACUGCAGCCUGUGGUUACGAUUAAAGAGGAAGUUACCAGCAAGACAGGUAGUGACCAAGGGGAGGAAGAAAUGGAGGUGGACAGCGCUGAUGAACACGAGGAGGAUGCAAAGGGUCAAACUGCUCAGCCUCCCAGGAGCAACAACAGCGGGGCAACAUUCAACACACUGUCCUCCCUCGGUAGCUUGAGACCAGGGGAGAUUCCAGAUGCAGCGUUCAUACAUGCAGCCAGGAAGCGCCGGCAGAUGGCCAGAGAGCUGGGAGGUGAAGCCCCUCUCGUAGAAACAGAGACUCCUAAGAAACGGCUGGUUCGAGAAGACCAAGAUGCCAGCGAUGACGAAGAUGAAGAAGAGAAGAGGAUCCGUUUCAGCGCAGUUAAAAACAAAAGCCAGAGACAGAAGAUCGCUGAAGAGAUAGGUAUCGAGGGCAGUGAUGACGAGGCAUUGGACACCGGUCAGGAUGAAGAGGUGAGCCGGUGGGAGCAGGAGCAGAUACGAAAAGGAAUCAGCAUACCCCAGGUCCAAAGCAGCCAGCCGGAGGAAAACACCGUCUACUACCAGAACAGCUACGAGACGCAGCCCUACGGCUCUUCCUACAGCUUGCCCUUCGCCUACACUGCUGUGGCUCCCCAGACCGGCAAGCCGCCCGGGCAUGCCGACAACGGCUCUGUUCACUACGGUGCACCAAUUAGUGAUCUAACCCCAAUAUCCAUUGAUUUGGUAAAGAAACGCCUGCAGGAUAGGCUCGGCCAAAUGCACGCAGGUCACAAGGCAAACGUCAAGCGCUACAAACAGAUCAAAGAGGACCUGGGUGCUUCUGAGAGCACCAUCCAGCAGCUGGAGGGCUCAUCCAGUGACAAUGCAGAUCAAUAUAAAUUCUUGCAAGAGAUGCGAGGGUAUGUUGGAGACUUGCUUGAGUGUUUCAGUGAAAAGGUGCCUGCUGUCCUGGAGCUGGAGGCUGCCAUGCACCAGUUACUAAGGCAACGGGCCUCACGCCUUGUCCAGAGAAGACAGGAUGAUAUUAAAGAUGAAUCGGCGGAGUUUGCAAGCCUUUCAAAUAAAGCUGUCAUGGCUCCUAAUCUAGACUCGUUUGGUCGAGACCGCGCAGCAUACCAAGAGCACAAUCGUCAGAGGAGGAUAGCUGAGAGGGAAGCACGACGAACGAGGCGACGCCAGGCGAGAGAGCAGAAUGGAAGGAGGGCGGAGCACAACGAGGGCCUGUCAUCUGACGACGAGGAAACCUCGACAGACAUCACCAGCUUCAACAUGGAGAGAGACCGUAUCGUCCGAGACGGCAAGAAAGUGUUUGAGGACGUGGUGGAUGACUUUCACUCACUGGACUGCAUCAAAUCCCAUUUUGAAGUGUGGAGGAGAAGCUACGCCGACUGCUACAGAGAAGCUUACAUCGGCCUCUGCCUGCCCAAGCUGUUUAACCCCUUAGUUCGUCUGCAGCUCAUAACGUGGAAUCCUCUGGAGACGCAGUGUGCCAACUUCGAGUACAUGCUCUGGUUCGAGUCGCUGUUGUUUUACGGCUUUGACGAGCACAGCACGCUGCAGAAAGGCGAUGCGGAUACCAGCUUGUUGCCCGCCAUCGUCGAAAAGGUCAUUCUCUCCAAGCUGACAGAGCUGGCGGAGCAAGUGUGGGACCCGCUGUCAAGCAGUCAGACGGCCAGGCUGGUGGGCUUCAUUCACAGACUAAUGAAAGGCUAUCCCACUGUGCUGCACGGGGACAACCGAUACACACAGGAACUUUUGAAAACCAUUGUCUACCGGAUAAGGCGAACACUGGAUGAAGACAUUUUCCUUCCACUCUACCCCAAAACUGUGCUGGACAACAAGAAUAGUGGUCCCUACCUGUUCUACCAAAGGCAGUUCUGGACCUGUGUAAAGUUGCUGGGCAAUAUCCUGCAGUUCGAAGGCGUCUUAUCCACCUCCUGUUUGAGGGACCUGGCUCUGGACAGCACUCUCAAUCGAUACAUCCUUUCUGCACUGCAGACCACCGACACCGAGGAGGAGAACGUCCAUAAGUGCCAAAAGGUGGUGGAGUGUUUGCCAGCGCAGUGGUUCUCUGGACUGAAGGGCCAGCAGACGCUGCUGCAGCUGGAGCCGUUCUGCCGCUACCUCACUCACGUGGCCAGCUCCUUACACCGCAGCAGCUUGGGCGCAGCUGAUGUCGAACGUCGUACUUCCAAGGAGCAAGUCAGAGAAGUGGUGAGGAUGUUGGGCCGCAUGAACGCGCUGGACCACAUCAUCCGCGUGGCGGCAGAACUCGGCAUUAAAGACAUCAAGCCUCUCCUGGAAGCCAAGUCAUAGACAAAGACACGAGCAGAUUUGUGUCUGCUUUGUUUUUUUGUGUACUUCGCCGUUCCACGCUCGAGCUGAUGAGCGAGGACUGCCGGAGAGAAUUCAGCUGCUGCCCUGACCUGAACCCUAAAACUUGUAGACCUUGUAAAUAUUGUAAAUGUUGUAUAGAAAAGUUUGUUUGCACACCUAUCGGCACAGGACAGAAGCUGAAAUAAGGUGUUUUAUUGUCAGCGAAAAGACUGUUACACGCUGGCAGGAUUUUAAAUGCACCGUUCGUCCAGAGGAAGAAUUGACAUGAAGUUCUUUUUGGAAAACAUUGGAUCAUCAAACUGACACCAUAUUCACUCUGGCUGUCCGUACAAAAACGCCUGAGCACCUUCACUCCUCACACAGACCCUCAUUUCCAUGUGUGCCAAAUGAACAAAAGCUGCACACGAGCAAACACUUGAAACCCAUUAGUCUGUGAACAGUUCUCAGUGUAAAUGAUCCGGUCGUUUGUUCCCUGACUCUGUCAAAAAAAAAAUCUACCCCGAUCUUGUGAGAGAAGCAGCAUGCUCUGCUGCAUAAGACUUGUUUUAUUUGUCUAUUUGCCUGUGAAUAAAAUAUACAUUUCA
Molecule: messenger RNA, 3457 nt
Organism: Salarias fasciatus (jewelled blenny)
Lineage: Eukaryota; Metazoa; Chordata; Actinopteri; Blenniiformes; Blenniidae
Gene: paxbp1
Product: PAX3 and PAX7 binding protein 1
Exons: 18
Coding region: 117-2852 (911 amino acids)
Biological process (GO): positive regulation of transcription by RNA polymerase II; mRNA splicing, via spliceosome
Cellular component (GO): nucleus
Molecular function (GO): DNA binding
Source: RefSeq, a predicted model, not a curated record